Molecule: messenger RNA, 1170 nt
Organism: Galendromus occidentalis (western predatory mite)
Lineage: Eukaryota; Metazoa; Arthropoda; Arachnida; Mesostigmata; Phytoseiidae
Product: nuclear pore complex protein Nup54-like
Exons: 6
Coding region: 1-1170 (389 amino acids)
Biological process (GO): nuclear pore organization; protein localization to nuclear inner membrane; NLS-bearing protein import into nucleus
Cellular component (GO): nuclear pore central transport channel; nuclear pore
Molecular function (GO): structural constituent of nuclear pore
Source: RefSeq, a predicted model, not a curated record
AUGUCGAACAUCAUGUCGGUACAAAUGAGUGGAGGAGUGGAUGAGGCUCUGGAUCAGCAAGACCAUCGAGUCAGGAUCGUAGCCAUGCUCCGGCUACUGCAAGCCAAGUUCGGAAUCGCGAGCCCCGCUGAUUUACAGCGGAGCGAGGCCACGACUCGGGCAGCAGGAGACCCGUCCUAUGUUUUCAGAACCUUCGCUUACAACGCCUUACCCUCUCAUCGUGCUGACGACGGUCUUGUCUGUCUCCUCAUUAGCAAGGAUAUCAAAGAAAUUCGGAGCAUGGUCCCUACGAUCACGGAACUGCUCCACAGGAAUGUCAUCAAGUCCGACAGCCUAUCCAUCUUCGUGGAUUCCAUGAACGAUCUCGGAAGCUACCAGACGCGGAUAAUUGUCUACGUGAAGGAGAGAAUCGCCGGUGGGAAGCAACGCCGAUGGGGAUCGCGAGAACUUAAGGAGGCAUUCGAUGACCCGAAAUGCAAGGCGGCUCUAACCGACAUGGGCGUCGUAGACCUCGCUGAAGUCGUCGAGCUGGCUCAGCGGCAAGUUGAACAAUACCUCGCUAACCCUCCUCCGGGUGUCAGUGCUGAGAGCUGGGAACUCGCCAAAUCGGACAAUCCGGAUCGUACGAAAUUGGUUCCUGUGCCGGUAAUCGGCUUCGAAAGCCUCGACACCAGGUUUGAAUUGCAAUUGCAGUACCAGGAACGCCUGAAAGCAAAACUUGCAUCCAUGAGCGAAGAGAUCGAUCGGUUGGAGGAGCGCUUUCGCCUUGCCAAAGCCCGGAUCGAUCAAUUUAAUUUGAAUCAACACCAAAUUGCACAUCGGAUCCUCGGAGUCAUGGGCGUAUUUGAGCGCUGUAGGAUGAGGGGAACUGAAAAGAAACCUUAUGAGAGUUUCCUUGAGGAUUCUCUGAAAAAUCUCCUCGAAGAAAUCCACGACCUGAGCAAAGGAAGGUUCCGGGAAGUGCAGGAUAUGAUUCUUCAGUCUACGUUAGAGGAUGAAAACGCUCAAGAAGAUUUCGGCAUCAACUCUGAAAAUCUUCCGCGGAUCCGUGAUCUCUUUCAAGAACAUCAGAAAGGCCUCGCAGCUUUGAUCGACAUUUUGAAAGAAGAUCUCAAGGCCAUGGAUAAUCUGGACAGAGCCGUCCGCGAGAUCCGGAGCAAACAACCUUGA